AUGGCGGAUCCCGCCCGGGUGACACGUCGGUUGCCGGGUGCCGAGCUCGAACGAAGGCGUCGAGGACUCGUCGAGGCUAUCGAGGUUGUCGAGGUUGCCGAUGAUCCCGACGUGCCACCGGACAAAGGCGAAGGAGAGGUCGGGGUCGAAACGGGCGCCGCCGUCGUCGUCUGCGUCUCCUUUGUUGAGCCCAGGGUCGCACGCGUCGACGUCUCUUCCCCAGUGUCACCGCCCUCCGGUUCGGUCGAAACGACCGACUCGUCGUCGCCGUCGUUCGCGUCGUCCUUGUUGACGGUUACUGCACCUUUUUUUUUUGUAGAAAACGUUCAUCAUAUUGCCCCCAAUUCCUGUUCCCCCUGUUUCGGCCUACGGAAAAACUAG
This is a messenger RNA of Microbotryum saponariae, 381 nucleotides long. The record is from the annotation of a GenBank genome assembly. Lineage: Eukaryota; Fungi; Basidiomycota; Microbotryomycetes; Microbotryales; Microbotryaceae.